Molecule: messenger RNA, 6152 nt
Organism: Python bivittatus (Burmese python)
Lineage: Eukaryota; Metazoa; Chordata; Lepidosauria; Squamata; Pythonidae
Source: RefSeq, a predicted model, not a curated record
CAUACAGCAACCCCGCUUUGGGACAGAUAAAUAACAAACGGAAUAUUGAAGCGCCUCGUAAAAAGUUCUGGUAGGAGAGAACAGAAGAGCCGCGCUCGGUUUAAUCCUGGCGAACUUGUUAUAAUAUAAACUCAGUUGGGUGGUGUGGCUGCAACUCCGAGGGCAAAGGACAGCUAAACGCUAAAGGGAGAAACGUACCGUGUCUUUAAAGGGCAAGUCCUUCAUUUCAAAAUGCGGCUCCUUUGCCAGAAAUGACAUCCACUCGAUUCAAGACUCUUCUGUGGAUCUUUUGUCGUGAUUGCAGGCGUGUCAAAAAAAUGACCGUGGUUCCAUAGAGGCCUAACUUGUGUGUGCCAAUUAUGUGAAAAAACAAACUUCACUUGUGAAACGGAGGGAGCAUGUUGGACUUCUGUCAUGCUAACGAAUGGUCGGCAAGAAGUAAUAAAGGCAUGUGUUUCCCUACCGCAGCUGAAAGCACAGAUCUUUUGCCAUGGUUCUAAGAACGUAACCAGAACAGAAUGCUGCUACACAGAUUUCUGCAACAAUGCCACCAUCUACUUGCCCACAGGUCAAGAUACUUCAAACAAAUCAAAGCUAGGACCUGUGGAGCUGACAAUAGUUAUAACCAUACCAGUGUGUGUCUUGUCUAUUGUUUUACUGCUGACAGCAUACACAUGCCAAGGACACUACUGCAGAUACAGAAAGAAAAGAAGGCCAAACAUUGAAGAACCUCUGUCUGAGUGCAAUCUGGUGAACCCAGGAAAAUCUCUCAAAGAUCUAAUUUUUGACAUGACAACAUCGGGUUCUGGGUCUGGUUUACCUCUCCUUGUCCAGAGGACAAUUGCAAGGACCAUUGUUCUUCAAGAAAUAGUUGGAAAAGGUCGAUUUGGCGAAGUCUGGCGUGGAAAAUGGUGUGGAGAGGAUGUUGCUGUGAAGAUCUUUUCCUCAAGAGAUGAAAGGUCUUGGUUUCGCGAAGCAGAAAUCUACCAGACAAUCAUGCUGAGACAUGAAAAUAUCUUGGGUUUUAUUGCUGCUGAUAACAAGGACAAUGGCACCUGGACUCAGCUGUGGCUUGUAACUGACUAUUAUGAGCAGGGCUCUUUGUUUGACUACUUAAACAGCAACACUGUGACAGCUGAUGGAAUGGUUAAGUUGACAUUUUCAAUAGCCAGUGGUCUAGCACAUCUUCACAUGGAAAUCGUUGGAACCCAAGGAAAACCAGCUAUUUCACACAGAGACCUGAAAUCUAAAAAUAUUCUAGUCAAAAGGAAUGAAACCUGUGCUAUUGCUGACCUUGGGCUAGCUGUGAAGCAUGAUUCUAUAUUAAAUACAAUUGACAUACCACAGAAUCCUAGAGUAGGAACCAAGAGGUACAUGGCUCCAGAAAUACUUGAUGAUACAAUGAACAUAAAUAUCUUUGAGUCUUUCAAGCGUGCGGAUAUCUAUUCUCUUGGACUGGUGUAUUGGGAGAUAUCCAGAAGAUGCUCAGUUGGAGGAAUUGUGGAGGAGUACCAGUUACCUUAUUACGAUGCUGUAUCUUCUGACCCUUCAAUAGAAGAAAUGAGAAAGGUAGUCUGUGAACAAAAGCUGAGACCAAAUAUCCCAAAUCAGUGGCAAAGCUGUGAGGCGCUCAGAGUUAUGGGCCGAAUCAUGCGUGAGUGCUGGUACACCAAUGCGGCAGCUCGACUGACAGCGCUUCGCAUUAAGAAGACAAUUUCUCAACUCUGUGGACAAAAUUCCAAAGCUUAAAUUUACACACCUUGUAAAAAUGGAGCAGGAAAUACAUUUUUGUCUUUGGUUUUUGUAUUGUUUUUGAUUUUGCUCUACCUCACAUGACGCUAAGGAUAGUAUUGCAAAGCCCAAGUCCCAGAAUACUAGAAAGUAGCUUCACUGGUUCUUCACAUUUCAUCAGGAGUAAGUUUUGGUUGCUGGGUGAUGUGUGUCUUGUUUUGGCUGGUAUAGGAAAAGUGAUUUAUUUAUUUUAUGGGCAUAAUCCAUGAAUAUGCUCCAGAGUGUUGACAUGAUCCUUCCUGCCAUGGCAGCAGAAACCCCUGAAUCACAGAGAAUAUAUGAGAAGUGAACAUCAUCAAGGAAAGUGUAUCACUAUAGCAAUCUCCUUGUUUGCGUUGGUAGUAUACAUGAAUUUGAUAUGCUAGACCAGAAGUUAACAACUUGUGAGCUAAUUUUAUCUCAUCCUCAGUCUAACUUCACCUUUUUAUGCAAAAACUGCUUCAUUGUGGUAAAAGCUGUCUCUUCAUCCUCCUGGUUAAAAAAAGGAAAAAGGUUGAAAAUAGGUUUCUUGACCUACUUUUGCCUUUGGUGGAGCCCACUGCAUUCUGGAAAGUCAUCUCUGAGGGGGUGCAGCUUUUAAAUGCAAGAAGGUUAUUUGCUCUUCUAAGUAAACUCUGAGGGUACUAAAUGCAUUGAAUCUAUAUUAAAAUACAUUGGCCACUGGCUUUUUAAAAUAUCUUGGAAAUUAUUGGCCUUUCAGUUCACCUCAAGAACAGAGAUGUGAGCCAUAAGAACUCAUAAGAUGAUGAGCCUGGAGAUCUCUGGAAGAUAUCAUGCUUGACUGUAGGCUUUCCUUGGAAGAUUUCCACAGGCUGUGUCUUAAUGAUGAUUAGAUUCACCUGGUAGUUUAUGUUUUCAGCCAGCAGCAAUGCCUGCCUUACCUUGCAGCAACCUGUGGGGGGAGGGGGGGACAGAUUUUUGGGAGAGCUUCCAUCUUUUGUUCAGGAAGCCCCUAGAGAAAGAUGAGCCCUCUCUCUACUGGUGGCAUUACAAAUCCCCCUUCCUAAUGCCUUAAGGAAAGCAUACUAUUUUAUGACCAAAGGAAAAAGCACAAGCAUACACCCUUGACAUUGCCAGUGUGAAGAAUCAGAAGGAGAUGCUGCCAGUCAGAGCUGAUGUUAUUGGGCUAAACAAGCCAAAGAUUUGGCUUUUUUGCAUUCCAGAGGAAGUAAGCAAGUGAGAGACUGAGACCAAAAUAUCAAGGCAUUUUUUCACAGAACUUUGUAGAAUAGGUGGUGCAAUAUGUUUGUGUGUGUGUGUGUGUGUGAGGGUGCAUAUGUAUGUGUAUAUGUGUAAUGUGCAUUUGUGGGUAUAUAUGCACACAUGCAUACACAGAUCUUUUUUAUUAAUCAAAUAAGAGACAUUAAAUAGAACAUGCUUAACUGUGAAAGUUCUUGUUUUAUUAUUAGUCACAUUAUAGAUGAUCAUUUAUUUAAAGCUUUAACCACAAUGUUAUAGUUAAAUGUCGGAAAUUCUAUAUGUUACAUGUCUUUUGCCUUCAGAUUUAUAUUUGUGAACUAAAUAUUCUAAAUCUAAAACAGUGUAAAUGCGACAGGAUAAAUCUAAAAUGUCUGUUUUGUGGUGCCAAAAUUUAGAACAAAGUCCUAACAAGGCGCUAAUGUAAAAUAUGUAUAAUACUUACCUGACUGGGAAAAAAAAAGCGUUAGAGUGUUUGGCUAAAAAAAAAGUAUUAUUUUACACAAGUCUGCAUUGAUCCAUAAUUUUGAAAAAAAAAAUCAAUGAAGACUGAAGAAUAAAGGAAUGUCAGAUAAUCGCAAGUAAUAGAGUUUUAUAAAUUUGAAAAGUGGAUACGUAUAUAUUUAAAUAAGUCUUCUUCUGGAGACCAAACUUGUAGUGAGUAUUGGAUUUGGGAGGGUGGCAGAAGUCUUUCUCUUUCUCUGUUUUUUUUAAGGCCCCAUUUUUAGAGCAAUAUAUUCUCUCUUGUAGGUAGAAGUCAAAGCAGAGCUAUCUAAGCAGCAAGAACAGACAUUCAGUUGUGAAUAUGCAAUUGAAAUCUUUAUUCCCACAACCAGAGUUGGAUAGACGUAGCUUUUUUGUGUUAAGAUCUUCUCAUGCAACCAGUGUUUUCCCAUGUGACAAAGCCUGACCGUCUAGGGAGAUAACACAGGAACUAUAAUUCUCAUACGUGCCUCUUGUUCCCAUGAAUCCAAAGUGGCAUGGAAUUAUCAACUCUGAGGCAGCUCUUGGAUGGCCCCAAUUAUUCCACUUCAUAAACAAUUUGAACAGAGGAAACUAAGACCAAAUUUUCCCAGUAUUUGUGGUUGUAUCUGUCUCUGUGCAUGACAGAGAGAAAGAGCUGUUCCCAACCAGCCACCCAUACUGUAGACAGCCUGAAAUCCCAAAUGUUGAGUCUCCAAAUUUCUAGAAAAAAGGGUUGUAGCUUAGUGGUACGGCAUAUAUUUUGCAUGGAAGGAGUCCCAAAUUCAGUCACUGGGGCCUCAGGCUAGGGCUAGAAAGAUUUUUGUUUGUCAGUGAACAAAAUGCUAUCCUGAGGAUGAAGUCGGUAUCACCUUUAUUUUAUUAUUCUCUCUCUCAUAACAGAAACCGAGCCAUUGUCAGUAGUGUUCAUGUUAACUUUGGGGUCUUAAAAAUACAAAUAAGGGUGUUGACUUCUCUCUGAAAAAAAAAAUCUAAAACCUAUAUGCAUCUCUGAGCCAAAACUUCAAAAGUGUAGUCAACCAUGCAGGUAUGGUUUUCAAAUUUCACUGAUGCUGACUCUUGUGAUAUGAAUGUGACCUGUGCCAAUAAAACAGUACACAGGAAUGUGUAAGUUGCCCAUUGUCAUCUUCAUCAGUAUGACCAUUAUUCUUUUAGUUUAGACUAGUUUUUAGCAUAAUGCUUGAGAUUUUGAUGGAAGUGCAGAGGUAACAGCAGCUCCUAGUCAACCUGGGCUGAACUCCAUAGCUAAACAAGAUCAGCCCUGGUUAGUAAUUGAAUUGGAAAGCAUUUGCCAAUUCCAGGGGUGUAAACUAGACUAUGAAAUCAGAAAACAUCCAUCCCAAAAGAAAGCAGUGGCAAACUAAUACUGUAACAAUGCCAAGAAAAUGGUGUGGAUGUAGCCACUAGGAGCUGAGUUCAACUCAAGGGACUUCAAUUAAUUAAAUUAAACAUUAAUGAUAUUUAUGCUGGUAUGAAGGCAACUAAGAAGUGCGUCACAUAUUCAUGUAUAGUGGUUGAUGAUGUUCCCUGUCUUUUAAUUUGAAUUGUGAUCUAAAAGCUCUAUGUCUGAUCAUUUCUAAAUGGUCCAUUUAUAUACCCAAGAAUCAUUUGAUGCUGCAUUUCAAAGCUGAUAAACAAGCAAAAGUAGGAACCGAUCCUGAGUCACCAAUGGUGACUCUUUGAGACUUAGAAGUACUGUAAUCCUCUUGGAUUUUCUACAGUGGUCAGUCACUCUUCUAUUUGUCAUUUUGCCACCUUUUAAAUUAGAAUCCCAUUCACUUAAAUUAAUAUUGCUGUGUGAAAAUAAAAGAGUGAGAAAUGGCUUGCAUGUGACAAAUUGUUGCUUCUAUUCAUUGUUCUUUAGGGACUGCUGACAAAGUCUGAAAUCUAUAAGCUGUGCAAUUCUCACGUGAAUAAUUACAAUAGUUGCCUUACCGUUAACAGGAUGCUGUCACAAACAGGGAGUUUGUCUUUUAAAAUCCUUUGCUAUAGAUAAGCUUGUGCUUUUCUUAUUUGUAUGAAGAAACCUGGAAGAAUCAAGCACUUCCCAUUCCUUACAGGCACCACAGUUUUAUGGCUUAGGCAGAGAAUAAGUACUCAGUGCACAAAAUAAUACUCUGGAAUGUGAUGAAAGUGCAAUAAAUUAAAUCUGAAAAAUUUAUGUGUAAGCCAGUUGUAUAAAUCUACGCAGGAAGAAAUAAUCUCUGAAGUUCAAAUGAUGGCUAAUGGAGGAGCAGAGCUCCAUUCCAGAAGGGGAAGUCGUAAAUUUUCAAUCUGCGAAUGCCAAUAAAGAAUAUGUGUUAGGAAUAGAUUCCUCUUAAAACCCAAACUAACUUUGAAUGCAGUUAUGGAAUUGAAUGAUGGAAUUACAGUUUUCAUACUGUACAUGGUUUAACCUAGUGUAUACUGUCACAAGAAAAUAUUUAUUUUUUAAACAAAUUGCUUUAAUAUUGCUGCUGCUGCCUCUAGUUGUAAAUAAUAUAUAUCUGAAUGUUGUAUUUUUGUAUACCUACUUUUUGCCUCUCAAAGCAUAUUUUUAAAGUGCCAAUUUUACUAUAUUAAUCUUUCUCUGCUGUUUGUUUUUGUGAAGCGCAACCUCUUUUAAAUAAGAAAAACCGAAUGUCUAAGAAAUGUAUCUUGUUUGCUGCUAAUCACAAAUAAUUAAAACAUAAGCCAUUCCA